Poecilia latipinna (sailfin molly) is the source of this 1624-nucleotide messenger RNA. RefSeq names its product zinc-binding protein A33-like. Gene Ontology annotation, molecular function: zinc ion binding; protein binding. Lineage: Eukaryota; Metazoa; Chordata; Actinopteri; Cyprinodontiformes; Poeciliidae. The record is from RefSeq and is a predicted model, not a curated record. Bases 358 to 1575 code for a protein of 405 amino acids. The transcript has a single exon.
AAUUACAGGGAGAAUAACACAGGAACAAAAGAGGAGGAAAAUAUUUAUCUGUGUCACCAGAGCUUGUCUGACUGGUAAAACGUCUCUGAGUUGUCAGACAGAAUGAGAGGAAUGAUCCUCGCUGCUGAACAGAGCUGAAACGCCACCACAACAUGGUGGAUCGCUGUUGAAAAAGACGCUGGACCGGAGUCAGAGCGGCAAAGAAACGUUUUAUUGGUGAGUCCACAUACUGCUACUUUGAGACAAAAGACAAGAAGAAAGAUUUUUUUUUAUUAUUUGCUUCAAGAUCCGUUGUCUUUAAAAACAAAAAGGAUCAUCUAAAGGAUGAUCUAAUAUUGAAGAGGGUGAAUUUUUACAAUGAAGGAACUGACCGACUCUUUAUCUGGAAGACAGAAAACGUCAUCUGAGAGAACAAAACAAGCUAAAAUGGGGCUGUGCAGUAAACAUCCAGAGGUUCCUCAUUUAUUCUGUGAAGACGAGCAGAGAGCUGUGUGUCCUGUCUGCGAGUUUUCUCUCCACCAGAACCACAAAGUGGUUCCUAUGGAACAAGCGGUCGGUGGGCUGAAGAGGGAGCUGAAAUCUGACUUAAAGUCUCUGCAGGACAAGAAGGAGAAUUACAAACAAAUGGAGAAAACAUACGAUGAAAUGACCGGACACAUCACAGAUCAGGUGUCGUCCACAGAGAGACAGAUCAGAGCAGAGUUCAACAAGCUCCACCAGUUCCUGAAAGAGGAAGAGGAGUCCAGACUGGCAGCUCUGUGGGAGGAAGAGGAGCAGAAGAAGAAGACGAUAAAAAAGAGAAUAAAGAAGAUUGAGGAGCAGAUCAUCUCUCUGUCAGACAGCAUCUCUGCUGGUAAAGAAGAGCUGCAGAAAGACAACCUGUCAUUCCUGAAGGGUUACGAAGACGCACUGAGCAGAGCCAGAGGUCAGAGGUCACUGCCAGAUCCACAGCUGGUCUCAGGAGCUCUGAUAGAUGUGGCCAAACACCUGGGCAACCUGUCCUUCAGAGUCUGGGAGAAGAUGAAGGACCAGGUCCACUUCUGUCCCGUCAUUCUGGACCCAAACACUGCCAGCCGAUGGCUCUCUCUGUCUGAUGAUCUGACCAGUGUGAGACGCUGCGAAACGAAGGAGAAACUUCCUGACAACCCAGAGAGAAACAUUAACUACACCAAUGUUUUCGGUUCUGAGGCCUUCGGCUCAGGGAAACACAGCUGGGAAGUGGAUGUUGGAGAUCAUCCUCGCUGGAAUAUCGGUUUGGUGAAAGAGUCUGUGGACAGGAAGGGAGAGACCGAUGCUUUGCCCAAAUAUGGAAUCUGGUGUUUAGUCCACAGUGAUGGAAAAUACAUGGAUGGCGAAGCUAAUGUUGUCACAAUGAAGCAGAGUCUGAGGAAAAUUAAAGUCCAGCUGAACUAUGACAGAGGGGAAGUGUCCUUCUACGACUCUGAAGACAUGAGUCACAUCCACACCCUCAGAGACUCUUUCACUGAGAAACUCCUGCCUUAUUUCUGUGUUGGAAAAACUGGAGAAGUGGAACCUACAAGUAUCAAAGUCUGUAAAACUGAGAUUAAUUUUUAAGCAUCACAUAAACCGAGUGUAAUGUUUGAAAAUGAAUGUUUUUUGUUCU